This is a messenger RNA of Aspergillus niger, 1543 nucleotides long. RefSeq lists its product as uncharacterized. The annotation marks the transcript as partial. Gene Ontology annotation, biological process: DNA replication, synthesis of primer. The transcript has 3 exons. The record is from RefSeq and is a predicted model, not a curated record. Gene Ontology annotation, cellular component: alpha DNA polymerase:primase complex. Lineage: Eukaryota; Fungi; Ascomycota; Eurotiomycetes; Eurotiales; Aspergillaceae.
AUGCCUCACUCAGUAUCUUCGCAGGACUCGUCCGCUGGUCGCAAGGAUGAUGAACUUCUACCUGACGCUCCUCCUGCAGAGACAGCACCCGCAAACCAGGAGGCCAAUGCAGCCUCAGGAGUGAAACUUGAAGACCUAUUCAACGAUGACGACGAUGAUGAAUACCCAGCCUCUAGUGCGCCAGAGACGAAAAAUGGUGCUUCCUCUGCUCCGGAACCUGCUGCUGCUCCGGGACCCCAGGUUGAUACCGAUACAAUGCUUGCGUUCUAUCAACGCCUCUUUCCCUUCCGCUAUCUAUUCCAAUGGUUGAACCAUGGCAUUGUUCCUUCCCCCGACUUCGGAAACCGUGAAUUCGCCCUUACCCUUCAAAACGAUGCCUACCUGCGAUAUCAGUCAUAUGCGACCGCGGAUCUUUUCCGGAAAGAUAUCCUAAAAAUGAACCCAUCUCGGUUUGAAAUCGGGCCUGUCUACAACACGAAUCCGCGAGACAGGAAGACGCUCCGAGGUGGCCAGAUGAAGCCGAUUGCCAAAGAAUUAGUAUUCGAUAUCGACCUUACGGAUUACGAUGACAUCAGAUCCUGUUGUGAGAAGGCAAACAUUUGUAGCAAGUGCUGGGCUUUUGUCACCAUGGCAAUGAAAGUCGUCGACACGGCGCUACGCGAAGAUUUCGGUUUCGAGCAUAUAUUAUGGGUCUAUUCUGGUCGUCGUGGUGCCCACGCCUGGGUUUGCGAUCCCCGUGCACGCAACCUUCCAGAUGAUCGGAGAAGAGCCAUCGCGGGCUACUUAGAUGUCAUCCGAGGAGGAAAUUCGAGCGGAAAGCGUGUUAUCUCAAGCGGCCUCUGCAUCCACACAUGUCUCGCAGCCUCGAAAUUCUUAAACCGUACUUCGCUCAAACUACGUUGGUGGACCAGGAAACAUUUGGAGUUCAGAGCAAGCGCAACGUCUUCUUUCUUUGCUGCCCGACAAGGGGUUGAACGAAUCCUUAAGGAAGAGAUGGGAGUCUUCGCCCGACCGCAGCAGUGCCAAUAAGUGGGCGGAUAUCGACGCCUUGGCCAAGACAGGCAAGAGCAGCACUCUCAACCCUACUACACUGCGAGAUGCCAAGCAAGACAUUGUUCUCGAGUACACAUAUCCGCGCCUGGAUUCUGAAGUUAGCAAAAAGAUGAUUCACUUGCUAAAGAGUCCAUUUGUCAUUCACCCUGGCACUGGUCGCGUGUGUGUUCCGAUAGACGCCCGAAAGGCGGAACAAUUCGACCCCCUCUCGGUACCUACAGUUUCGGAACUGCUUGCGGAGAUCGAUGCGUGGGAUGCGGAGCAUCCAAGCACCAAUGCAGGUCCGGAGGUAGCAGAUGGCGAAGGUAGUGUACCCGACUCCGAUGCUAGGGGUAGUCGCAGACUGCAAGACUAUGAAAAGACGAGUCUGAAGCCGUACGUCGACUAUUUCCGCUCAUUCAUUGCCGGGCUUCUGAAGGAAGAGCGUACGGGCAAGCGGGAAAGGAACGACGAUGCGACUGAGGUCAAGACCGAGAGCAUGGAGUUCUAG